Messenger RNA from Sceloporus undulatus (fence lizard), 1427 nucleotides. RefSeq lists its product as uncharacterized. Lineage: Eukaryota; Metazoa; Chordata; Lepidosauria; Squamata; Phrynosomatidae. The transcript has 11 exons. The coding region runs from base 119 to 1153 and encodes 344 amino acids. The record is from RefSeq and is a predicted model, not a curated record.
AUAAUGGCUUGCUGAGUUCUGUCUUAAAAGGACACAAUGUCACCAGUCACAGAACACAUAAAAAGAGAAGGAUUGUCUUUGGGAAAGAAUUCCUGUGAUAGAGGCACGGAUCGAGAGAAUGGAAAACCAUGGACAAUACAUUGAGCUGGCUCGUUAUCUGAAAGCGGUGAGAUGUCAUGAUGUCCUGUCUCUAGAGCAGCAUAUGUAUAAGAUACCCUUCUACCUGUGCAGAAGUGGAGACAUCCAUGGCGGUGCCCUGGCUCUCUUUUACUGCUACUACAAAACAUGCUGCAUAGCCUGCCACCUCUCCCUCAGCCAUUUCGAGAUGUACCUGAAGAUCUUCCGCACUGGACAUGUUCCCUCAGGGAAAGAGAUGGAGAAGUCUUCUCGGUGGAUAUCUGUGGGAACACCUCUGCGAGUUCCGUUUCUGCUCAUUCAGAUACUCAAGCUGGUCUGCAGCAACUCAUCACUGUAUAAGAAUCCCCAAUACUGGAGUGCUAUCAUCAGGACUUUUAGCAGCCACUCCAUUUUGGGAGAGGAUGGAUCCCUGCUACCCCUUGAAGUGAAACAACCACCCCGAGAUUUCCAAGAGAUGAUCAUCAGCGAGUCUUGCCACGUUGUGAAAGAAGCCACCAUCUACAAUAGAUUCCGCGACAACAUUUUCCCCAAAAAAGUCUAUAGUAGGGAUACAUACAUGGAGGUUGGGCUCAUUUUUGUGGUCCAGCUGGUGCGACAGAUGAUUGUGCACAAUCACCAUUCCAUGACUUCCUUCCUGGAUGUUGUGUUGGCCUUUGGGAAAAACAUCUGGGCCCUGAGGCUGCUUCUGGAGUCUCUGACUCAUCGAGACAAUACCCUCCGCACCAUUGUUGGCUUGACCAUCACUGAACUCCAGAGCCGGAAGGCGGAAAUGUUGGUCUUGUGGAAUCACUUUGGCCCUUGGUACGUGUGUGAGCUGCUUUACCUCUUCCUGUCAUCCAGCAAUAGAAACAUACCCUCCAUUGCCAUCAUCAUCACCAACAUAAUUAAGGAAAACCUGGCUAUGUGUUUGUGGGCUAAGCAGGUUGGCGAAUUCCUUCAAAAGUCGAGAAGACAUUUUGCUUGGGUGCCUCCAGAUGUUUCCAGCUUCAUUGCUGCUUCACAGACUCUUUCGUAAAUCUGACAAAGUGAGGAUGGCCACCUUUUCCUCGCUUUUGACUACUUUUGUGAAGUCCUACUUCGGAGAACUUACUAUGGAUACAAACCACCAUAAGCAAAGAGAAAAGCCACCGUACAUCAGACAGCUUUUGAUGGCUCUUCUAAGAAUUUCAGGCGUGCCUGCUGAACUCCACAGGAUUUAGAAGUUUAUAAGGCACAGUAAACAAAACUAUCCCAUGAGAGGAUAGUUGUUGUUUUACGGGCCUGACAUGGGCCUUUGUUUAAGGUUUGUU